AUGAUCCAAAGCCAUUGUUAUUGCUUUUCUGGUAUUAUCAUUACUAUCUAUUGCAGCCUCCUAAUCCACGCUCUUGCUUCUCCUACUCUCCACUUUUGCCGCCACGACCAGAGGAAGGCUCUUUUGGAAUUCAGAGACGAGUUUCCGACAAAUGAUCAGUUUGAUUCAUUUCCGUGGAAUAAGAGCAGUGAUUGCUGUCAUUGGAAGGGUGUCACAUGCGAUGAUAGAUAUGGUCAGGUGAUAUCACUCGACCUUUCUCAUACGCCUCUCAACAGUGCUUUGAAAACUGAUAGUAGCCUUUUUAGACUCCAUUUUCUUCGUCACCUAAACCUUAGAACGAGCUUUCUCCAAGGAAACAUUCCUUCUUCACUAGGAAACCUUUCUCAUCUCACAAUUCUUGACCUUUCUAGUAAUAAUUUGAUAGGUGAGAUUCCAACUUCAAUAAGCUACCUCAACAAUCUGAGAGAGCUUAAACUUUUAGACAAUCAUUUGGUAGGUGAAGUUCCGGUCUCCAUGGGAAACCUAAAUGGUCUAAGAGUCAUGAAUCUAGGAGUAAAUAACUUAAAUGGCAAUUUUCCUAUUUCAUUUGCCAACUUAACUAAGCUUAAAUAUUUUGACAUCGAGUUUAAUAAAUUCACAUCCAGGCUUCCAUCAAACAUGAGUAGAUUUCACAACUUGGAAUUCUUCGCUGUUUCUGAAAACUCAUUUAGAGGUCCUUUCCCUAAAUCGUUGUUCUCAAUUCCUUCAUUACAAUUUUUAGAUUUGGGGAAAAAUCAAUUCACUGGACCUAUAGAGCUUAGGAAUACAUCUUUGUCAUCCAUUGGGCUUAUUUAUCUAGACCUUUCUUAUAACAGCUUUGAUGGCCCAAUCCCCGAAUCCAUAUCUGAAUUUAUCAACCUCACCUACCUAUACCUUGACCACAAUGAUUUCACUGGGCCAAUCCCUAGAUCUUUAUCAAAAAUAGUCUAUCUCGAGAACUUGUAUUUGUCCAACAAUAAGUUGACAGGUCCAGUGCCCGGAGGCACACAGUUUCAAAGUCAGAAUUGUUCUUCCUUCAUGAACAACCCUGGACUCUUCAACCUUCAAAAAGUCUGUGGAGACAAACAUAUCCCGGAGCCUCCUACGUCACCACAACACGAGGAAGAGGAGAAAUGGUUUAACUGGGUUGCAGCUGCGAUAGCCUAUGUACCUGGUGUAUUCUGCGGAUUUGUAAUUGGAUAUAUUUUCACUUCAGACAAGCGAGGAUGGUUUGGUCGAAGAAAACUCAGAGUGACAAGAACUGCCCGCUAGUCCCGUCUCUUGCAGUCUUUCAAAUAAGCAUUUCUAAAGCUAUCUUAUCUACGUUCUGUUCGUAUUUGUGUGUUUUCCAAAAGAUUCGGUUGUGUGUUGUUUGUAAUUUCUAGUUAAUGUUUUGUAAUAAAUUGUAUUCCGUGGCAUUCAGUAUAAUAUGUAUCUUGG
Eruca vesicaria subsp. sativa (arugula) is the source of this 1458-nucleotide messenger RNA. NCBI's taxonomy places the organism in Eukaryota, Viridiplantae, Streptophyta, Magnoliopsida, Brassicales, Brassicaceae. The record is from the annotation of a GenBank genome assembly.